Molecule: messenger RNA, 1231 nt
Organism: Toxotes jaculatrix (banded archerfish)
Lineage: Eukaryota; Metazoa; Chordata; Actinopteri; Toxotidae
Product: claudin-3-like
Exons: 1
Coding region: 110-766 (218 amino acids)
Biological process (GO): cell adhesion; bicellular tight junction assembly
Cellular component (GO): plasma membrane; bicellular tight junction
Molecular function (GO): structural molecule activity
Source: RefSeq, a predicted model, not a curated record
GUGCUGUUUAUAUGAGCAAUCAGCUCUCCAGAGCUCAUUCACUCAGUCAGCUUCUGUUUGCAGAGACAGAGAGGACAUCUGUGCACUUCGACUCACACAUAGCUCAGACAUGCCUUCAGUGGGACUGGAGAUACUUGGAGUGACUCUGGCUGUCCUGGGAUGGAUCUCAGCCAUCGUAUCCUGUGCCUUGCCCAUGUGGAGAGUGUCAGCUUUCAUUGGGAUGAACAUAGUCACAGCCCAGAUAACCUGGGAGGGCAUUUGGAUGAACUGCGUGGUCCAGAGCACAGGUCAGAUGCAGUGUAAAAUCCAUGACUCCAUGUUGGCUCUAAGCGCCGACCUUCAGGCAGCCCGUGCUCUCACCAUCAUCUCCAUCGUGGUGGGCGUUGUGGGAGUCCUGGUGGCCAUCAUGGGGGCAAAAUGCACCAACUGUGUGGACGAAGAGACGGCAAAGGCUCGGGUGAUGAUAGCUGCUGGGGCAGCCUUCAUCUUGGCUUCUCUGACCCAGCUGAUUCCUGUGUCAUGGUCUGCCCAUUCCAUCAUCAUGGAGUUCUACAAUCCAGUCAUACCUGAGGCACAGAAGAGGGAGAUAGGUGCAGCUCUGUACCUGGGCUGGGCUGCAGCCGCAUUCCUGCUCAGCGGAGGGUGCAUCCUCUGCUCCAGUUGCCCCCAGCAACCUGAGAAAAAGUAUGGGCCUCCUUCAAAGAUCAUGUACUCGCAAACCAGGUCAGUCGCUCCAAGCGGCUAUGACAGGAGAGACUACGUCUGAACUCACACCUGCCCUUUUCUCACACUCCUUGCCCUCAUGGAAAAGACUGCUCAACACACUCGGAGAGGACAUUCAUUUUUUUUAAUAACGGAUACACAUCUGUCCUCACGUUGAGAUGAUAUUCAUGUUGCCAUACAUGUAAAUGCCCUUUGUUUGCAUUUGUUUUGCCCUUGUUUUCCAUUGUGUUUGUCACUGUUGGGAGCACUGAGUGGUGUGCCCUUCAUUUUAUUCUUUACAACAUUAAUUCUACACGUUGUUACCCAGAUUCAGAGAACAGGUGAUUCUGCAGUUGUAUUUUUUACUGUAUUGACUGAGCAUGUUUUAUAAAAAACCUUUACAUUUGAUCAGAAAGUCUGAGGCAGUCACGCGUCAUGUGAAGCCACAUAAUGCAUUUUUUUUUGGUUACCUUCACAUUUUGUGAAUCAGUUCAUCUGAAACUUUUUACUGUUUGACACAUUUUUUCAU